AUGUUUCCAAUACUUUUAUAUUUCCUAAAUUACCCUUUACUCUUUGUUAGUAGCGUUUCGCAGUUCACAUGUGCCGUGCAACCCCCGUUGGAGCCUUGGAGGACGCUACUGUUCAGCCAAAUAAAACUAUCGCUCCAUCUUCCCGUCCCAAACUCCUCUUGUUCCCGCCCGACCGCCCGCUGCUCCUCUCCUCCUCAAUCCAUCGCCCAUUGGAGCAUCUCAACCACCAACUGCCGUCCUACCAGCCUCCACAGUACGGAGCUUUCACUCUUUGCCCCAGGAGUUACGUCCUUCCUUGUCCAUCGAUCAUCUCCCCGAAAGCUCCUGCUUCCUAUUGUCCGCUCAUGCCACUCCACCAGAUGGUUUAAACGUAAGAUCAUAAUUGCAUUUUCCAUGUUGGACAUACACUUUAACAAAAAUGGAAGAAAAUUACUGCUGCCAAGGAGUCUUUCCCCUUCUACUCUCAGUCAUGAGGCCAUUUCCCCUCAUGGACAAGCGAAUGCGAUCAUGAUGUGUCUAUUUUACAGUUCAGUUUCGUAUUAUGUCAACACAUGGAAUUUGAUGCGCUAGUUUCUUUGUUGAAUAUCAAGGCAAUUUAAGGUGAAGACUAAUAUGCUUUAUUAGUUUAUUUUUUCAAUCCAUUGUUGCUUGUAUCUUGUCAAUAUUUAUUUUAAAUAAUGUCCGAUAAAAUGACUGGCUAAGAAGCAGAUUUAUUGUUUGUGAAGCGAAUGCCUUAGUUUUUUUUUUUUUCUUCUUAUUUCAGUUCGGCUCGAAUACUUUAUGAUUUCAUUUGUUUGUAAGUGCCUGUUAGCAUAUUUUGAUUUUGCAAGGUUAUGUUGGAUCCUCUCUGUUGGCUACCCUGGUUGUAAGUGCUUCUAGCAUGCUGUCAAUUGCUAGCGUUUCUCUUUAGUUUGAAAUUUGCAUUCUUAUUUUGUUCUAUCGAAAAUAUGUUUCGAUG
This is a messenger RNA of Punica granatum (pomegranate), 958 nucleotides long. The record is from RefSeq and is a predicted model, not a curated record. Lineage: Eukaryota; Viridiplantae; Streptophyta; Magnoliopsida; Myrtales; Lythraceae.